Molecule: messenger RNA, 759 nt
Organism: Protopolystoma xenopodis
Lineage: Eukaryota; Metazoa; Platyhelminthes; Monogenea; Polystomatidea; Polystomatidae
Source: the annotation of a GenBank genome assembly
GCUCACGAUACGGGCGUUUAUCAGUGUAUCGCUGCCAAUCCAGUCGGCGAAGAUUUCGGAGAAUUCAAGCUGAUAAUAAGCAGUGAGCCGAUGCUUGUGAUCAGUCCGCACAACACUAGUGUUACUUUGGGUCGAGUCGUCACGUUACCAUGUGCUGCUGAGGGGGAGCCGACACCUCAGCUAAACUGGUUCAAAGACAAUCAGCCCGUGGUGAUGGAUUCUAGGCAUUCUUUGGUGCAAAAUGGAUCACUUCGCAUCGUUGCCGUUGACGAAGUUGACGAGGGCGUGUACCAGUGCCGAGCCACUUCGGCCCUUGGAGAGGCCGUUUCCCAGCCAGCCAAAGUGAGCAUCCAAGUGGACGGAGGCUGGUCCCAAUGGUCUGAGUGGGCGGCCUGCUCACGAAGCUGUGGACAUGGCGGACUCAGAUCGAGAGUAAUUAGGGUUUAUGCUCAAGUCCCCAAUGUGUUCUUCGUCUCACAUCUUUCAUUCUCCGGCCUCUCCCCUCACCCCCUCAAUUAUUUCCAACUGCGACUGGCUGUAGGACGCGCGAGUGUAGUAAUCCGACCCCUCGAAACGGAGGUCGCCAUUGCCCGGGUGAGGCGACGUCGACAUGGCCAUGUCUGCUCGCCUACUGCCCCGUCGACGGGGCCUGGGGCCCCUGGACGCCGUGGUCCGACUGCUCGGCCACUUGCGGAGCUGGGCUUCGGCAACGCCAAAGGCGCUGCGACAGUCCGCCCCCCUCGAAUGGAGGCCAGGUAA